AUGAACCCCCAGGAGCAGACGUUCAUGUGCACUGCUAAAGAGUGUACAAAAAUCUUCACUUCUAUCGAUGAUUGGCGCAUGCACGUGGGAGAAUAUUCGUUCGAAAAAGGACACAUCUGUCUCUACGACGACUGCGGUGAACUCAUCCCAACUGCGCCCGACGAGUUGCGUGCCCAUCAGUGUCAUCUCUAUCUGGACCAUAAAGUCAAUUAUAACGACACGGAAGAGCUGGCAGAAUCAUUUAUCGAGAAGAACUUCUAUUCUGUGGAGGAGGGAAGGAUCUGGUGCUCUGCAUGUCGCAGAAUGUUGGAAUUGGACAACCGUGAGGAGGCCCUUCAACAUUUCGAACGGCAUGUCAGUGAUAGGUCUCAAAUCGAGAUUCCUGGACAAACAAAAUACCCGAAAACCGACCAAAUGAGGAAGGAAAUGCCUGGAGCAUCGGCAAGGCUGGCGAACGAAGGCGAAGGGAAUGUUGUCGACCUUUCUCAGCGUGGAACCUUCGCGUGGAUUGACUCCGCUUAG
Molecule: messenger RNA, 522 nt
Organism: Aspergillus luchuensis
Lineage: Eukaryota; Fungi; Ascomycota; Eurotiomycetes; Eurotiales; Aspergillaceae
Exons: 1
Coding region: 1-522 (173 amino acids)
Source: RefSeq, a predicted model, not a curated record